Messenger RNA from Mauremys mutica (yellowpond turtle), 3166 nucleotides. RefSeq names its product cytochrome P450 27C1. Gene Ontology annotation, cellular component: mitochondrial inner membrane. The transcript is spliced from 9 exons. Bases 720 to 1970 code for a protein of 416 amino acids. Gene Ontology annotation, molecular function: iron ion binding; oxidoreductase activity, acting on paired donors, with incorporation or reduction of molecular oxygen; heme binding. NCBI's taxonomy places the organism in Eukaryota, Metazoa, Chordata, Testudines, Geoemydidae. The record is from RefSeq and is a predicted model, not a curated record. Gene Ontology annotation, biological process: cholesterol metabolic process; cellular response to peptide hormone stimulus; glucocorticoid biosynthetic process.
GAGGUCCCUUCCAACCCUAAUCUUCUAUGAUUCUUCUAAGAAGGGAGGGGGAGUGAAUGACUCCAGGCUUGGCGGCCCGUUGGCCACAGCUUGCCUGUGUGCUCACUCAUGUUGGGCGCACAGUUGCAUGCAUGCUAAAGCCCCACAUCCAGACAUGAUAAACCACUCUGAGGUGGGCCAAGCAAUGACAUAGGCUAGGGCAGCUGAGGCACCACAUGCUGAUGCCAGAUACUUAAUUUGGGUGGGAGAGGACCAGUGUCUGGAGUGGGCGGCUAAAGGGAAGUCCCAGGGCUCCUACAGUCUGGCCUGUGGGACAAGCAGCCUGGACAAUGGGCCAUCAUCUUGGUCUGUCUGGGUCAGAGAGCGAAGAUGGAAUGCCUUAUGGGUUGGGACCUGUCAUCUCCAUGCCCUGCGCCUUCGCGUUUGAUAGGCCCCAGCCUGCAACGUGCCACUUUGCACAGUUCCCAGGAGCUGCAGGAGAGACGUGCGCUAAUUAGAGCAUGCUGCUGACAUAGCCUCUAGAAUGUGUUUUUGAAAAGAGGGAGUUCCUCUAUCUUUGUUUUUUAAGCAGCCACUCUUUCCUAUGCUGGGGCUCCCUUCCCUCCCAUCUGCAUCUUCCUCGGACAAGUGGAUUUAGGCAAAAACACACCCAGGAGUAUGGAAAGAUCUUCAAGUCUCACUUUGGUCCACAGUUUGUAGUGUCUAUUGCAGAUCGAGACAUGGUUGCCCAGGUGCUCCGGGCGGAAGGUAGAACUCCACAAAGAGCUAACAUGGAAUCCUGGCAAGAGUACAGGGAUUUAAGAGGGAGAGCUACAGGACUUAUUUCUGCGGAAGGGGAACAAUGGCUAAAAAUGAGGAGUGUACUAAGACAGAAGGUCCUGAAACCCAAGGAUGUGGCUGUUUUCUCUGAAGGAGUCAAUGAAGUCAUCACAGAUUUAAUUAAGAGAAUCCACACACUCAGGAGUGAAGAGGAAGAUGGGGAAACAGUGACCAAUGUUAACAACCUUUUCUUCAAGUAUUCCAUGGAAGGUGUGGCAACUAUUCUGUAUGAAUCCCGAUUGGGCUGCCUGGAAAACAACAUCCCAGAGAAGACUGUGGAAUACAUUGAGGCUCUGGAGUUGAUGUUUAGCAUGUUUAAGACAACUAUGUAUGCAGGGGCAAUUCCCAAAUGGCUUCGUCCAUUUAUUCCAAAACCCUGGAGAGAGUUCUGCAGAUCCUGGGAUGGACUCUUCAAAUUUAGUCAAAUCCACGUUGACAACAAGAUAAAGGAUAUUCAGUCCCAGUUGGACCAAGGAGAAGAAGUAAAAGGUGGGCUACUCACUUAUCUCCUACUGAGUAAAGAGCUUACGGUGGAAGAGAUCUAUGCCAAUAUGACUGAAAUGCUUCUGGCAGGAGUGGACACAACUUCUUUCACUUUGUCCUGGGCAACAUACUUGUUGGCAAAGCAUCCUGAAGUUCAGCAAUCUGUGUAUGAAGAGAUAGUCAAUAAUCUGGGAAAAGAUCAAGUUCCCACUUCAGAUGAUGUCCCCAAAUUGCCAAUGAUUAGAGGCCUGCUCAAAGAAACCCUGAGGUUAUUCCCAGUAUUGCCAGGAAAUGGUAGAGUGACACAAGAAGACUUGGUUGUUGGAGGAUACUUGAUACCUAAAGGGACCCAGUUAGCACUCUGUCAUUAUGCUACAUCGUAUGAGGAAGAGAAUUUCCCAAUGGCAAAUGAUUUCCGACCUGAGCGCUGGCUGAGGAAAGACAACAUGGACAGAGUGGACAACUUUGGUUCCAUCCCAUUUGGUUAUGGCAUUCGCAGUUGUAUAGGAAAAAGAAUUGCAGAACUGGAAAUUCACCUUGCACUGAUUCAGCUGCUUCAAAAUUUUGAGAUCAAAAUUUCUCCCAAAACUAAACCAGUCAGGGCCAAAACCCAUGGACUUUUGACUCCUGGAGACUCCAUCAAUGUGAAAUUUGCUGACAGGAAGUGAGAUGCAAAUGUUUAGGAAAUUUUAGCGUACUCUUCUUGGAAAUUGACUUGCAUCUGAUUGAAAUAUGAUGAUCGUUCUCUUGUCCAUUGGCUUGUGGGCAUUCUUCAAAAUGAUUAAGUCUUAGAUGCAGACCUACUUCUAGAAAUAUGCAAGAGAUUUUAUCCCGCUCAUAGAAGAAAAUUCCACAAGUUCACAUGGAACUGUGUGGAAAUAUAAACUUAAAUACUUCCUUUUUGCACUGGGAGUUACCUUUUCCCUGGAGUAAGUUUUGGAUGAUAGCAAUAGAUUCACUGAAACAACAAUAUCAAGUUUAGACGUAGCAUAUUGUCUUGUGCUUUUGUUAGAUUGCUAAGUCAUGAAAGACGAGCGUUCCUGUGUGUCUGUGUGGUGAUAUAUACUGUUCCCGAACCUGUAUAUAGAUAUGUUGAUUGACAUUUUCUGUUUGUUGUCUUCAAUGCCUUUUUUGAAUUCUCCCUUUUUAGUUAGUUUUAAAAAGCAUUUACCUGAUAUGCAUCCAAAUAAAAUUAAUGCAAUUGUUUGAAACAUAAAGAUAUUGUAAAAAUAUGUGGAAGAUGCUGCUGGUUUGUUUAGACUUAACAAUUAGGAUCUGUUUUUAAAAAUGUUUUUAUAAAACAUAAAGUGAGUAGAAAUAAUAAUUGCCCUAUUCUGUUCAUUACCUUUGAAGCAUUUCAUGGGCCACAGUUGGAAGACAGGAGACUGAGCUAGAUGGACAAUUGGUCUGACCUAGUAUGGCUGUUCUUAUGUAAAUGUGUCUGUAAAAUUAAAAGCAUUUGUAAAAAAAAAACAAAAAAAAAACCCUUUUAAAAACAUAUUUAAACACCAUGUUGCAGAGUUAUGAACCCAAACAGUGUUAUGUUACCACAUGAAAAACAGAAAGUGAAAUCAGAUUUUCACUGUUCCAUUUGAGUAACAUGCAAAUAGUAAAUAAACAAGAAAAAUGAUGGAAAUACAUUAGUUUACAUAUUUCCAUUUCCUAUGACCUAAAAUAUUCCUAGUAACAGAGAUGUUUUAAAAAAUGGCAACAAAAACACACACAUUUAACUUUUAUCCUGAUAGUCUCUUUUUAAAAGUAAGAACUGGAAAAUCUCAUUGUAAUGUAGUGCCUGCCCUCUGUAGGAUGGAUAUGUGACUGCUACAAGGUUUAUUGGUUUUAGAUUAAUUGACUAUCUAGUGGC